GGGCCACGACCUAGACAUCUAGGACUGUUGUUGUUCUCUCGCGGUGGGACUGCCUCAGUCUGGUCGCCCAGAGAGACCAGGAGCUGGUCUAGUUCGGAGCGGGGCGGCCGCGUCCCCCCUCUCUCCUGCUUCCCCGAAGCUGCGGCAGGAGCUGGCACAAACAUCCUGCGGUUGGUCUCCGAUGCCCUUCAGUGAGGAGGGGGCGUUGGGAUCCUGGUGAGCGCACGUCAAGCCCCUCCAGCUACGUGUCUUCGCCGGCCCCCCAGGCCCGCACACCCAAGUCUGGCUGCCAUGGCUGAAAACGCAGAGGGGGACCUGAACUCCAACCUACUCCACGCCCCCUAUCACACCGGGGACCCUCAGCUAGACACGGCCAUCGGGCAGUGGCUCCGUUGGGAUAAGAAUCCCAAAACAAAAGAGCAAAUUGAAAAUCUGUUAAGGAAUGGGAUGAACAAGGAGCUGCGAGAUAGACUUUGUUGCCGAAUGACUUUUGGGACUGCAGGACUUCGUUCUGCUAUGGGGGCAGGAUUUUGCUAUAUUAAUGAUCUUACAGUAAUACAAUCAACACAGGGGAUGUACAAAUACCUUGAGAGAUGUUUCUCAGACUUCAAGCAAAGAGGUUUUGUCGUUGGGUAUGACACCCGGGGUCAAGUAACUAGCAGCUGCAGCAGCCAGAGGCUUGCUAAACUCACUGCUGCAGUCUUACUGGCCAAAGAUGUUCCUGUGUACCUUUUUUCAAGAUAUGUUCCUACGCCUUUUGUACCAUAUGCAGUCCAGGAGCUCAAAGCAGUUGCAGGUGUGAUGAUUACUGCAUCUCACAACCGCAAAGAAGACAAUGGAUACAAGGUUUAUUGGGAAAAUGGUGCUCAGAUCACAUCUCCUCAUGAUAAAGAAAUUCUGAAAUGUAUAGAAGAAUGUGUGGAACCCUGGAAUGGUUCCUGGAAUGAUAAUUUAGUGGAUACCAGCCCACUGAAGAGAGAUCCUCUGCAGGACAUUUGUAGGAGAUACAUGGAAGAUCUGAAAAAGAUCUGUUUUCACAGGGAAUUAAACUCAAAGACCACCUUGAAAUUUGUACAUACAUCUUUUCAUGGAGUCGGACAUGACUAUGUGCAGUUGGCUUUUCAAGUAUUUGGUUUUAAGCCUCCAAUUCCAGUACCAGAACAAAAAGAUCCUGAUCCAGACUUUUCUACUGUUAAAUGCCCAAAUCCUGAAGAAGGAGAAUCUGUGCUGGAACUUUCUUUGAGACUGGCAGAGAAAGAAAAUGCCCGGAUAGUGCUAGCCACAGAUCCUGAUGCAGACCGACUGGCAGUGGCAGAACUUCAGGAGAAUGGUGAUUGGAAAGUUUUCACAGGGAAUGAGUUGGCAGCUUUGUUUGGGUGGUGGAUGUUUGAUUGCUGGAAGAAAAAUAAAUCAAGAAAUGCUGAUGUGAAGAACAUUUAUAUGUUAGCCACCACAGUCUCUUCCAAAAUUUUGAAGGCAAUUGCACUAAAAGAAGGAUUUCACUUUGAAGAAACGUUACCAGGUUUUAAAUGGAUUGGAAGUAGGAUAAAAGACCUCCUGGAAAAUGGGAAAGAAGUCCUUUUUGCAUUUGAAGAGUCUAUUGGUUUUCUGUGUGGAACUUCAGUUUUGGAUAAGGAUGGGGUGAGUGCAGCCGUUGUUGUUGCCGAGAUGGCAUCUUACCUGGAAACCAUGAAUAUAACAUUGAAACAACAACUGAUUAACGUUUAUGAAAAAUAUGGUUAUCAUAUUUCAAAAACUUCGUAUUUCUUGUGUUAUGAUCCAACUACCAUCAAAAGUAUAUUUGAAAGACUUCGCAAUUUUGAUUCUCCAAAAGAAUACCCAAAGUUUUGUGGGACAUUUGCUAUAUUGCAUAUACGAGAUGUUACCACUGGAUAUGAUAGCAGCCAGCCUAAUAAGAAAUCAGUGCUGCCUGUGAGUAAAAACAGCCAAAUGAUUACAUUUACUUUUCAAAAUGGCUGUGUUGCUACUCUUCGGACAAGUGGGACAGAACCAAAGAUAAAGUAUUAUGCAGAGAUGUGUGCGUCACCUGACCAGAGUGACACUGCCUUACUAGAAGAGGAAUUGAAGAAACUCAUUGAAGCUUUGAUUGAGAAUUUUCUUGAGCCCAGUAAAAAUGGACUGACGUGGCGUUCUGUGUAGUGUUCACCAGUACAUCAUUGCUUUGCACUGGCCCAUGGAACAGAACAACCAAGAAUUCCGUGCAUUGAACUCGAGUUAGCAUUCUCUCUCUGUCUCAUCUGGCCGAGUAUCUUUUUCCUUUUAUUUUCUUUCUUUUUGGUUGGCUGACUAAACAAACUGUAUACAUUUGAAAUGAAAUGGUCUGGAGAGAAAUGAUUCAAAUUUUUUCAUAAUCUUGAACAAAAGUCAGUACAUUAAAAGUAUUAUGGUAACACGUCGUUCUUCCUUCAACAGAAACAAAACAAUACAAAUUUGAGUUUUCUUAUUAAAGUGUGAUUAAGCUUAGUUCCAUAUUCUUGUAAUUGUG
This is a messenger RNA of Balaenoptera ricei (Rice's whale), 2506 nucleotides long. It is a transcript of the gene PGM2L1, whose product is annotated as phosphoglucomutase 2 like 1. The transcript has 14 exons. The record is from RefSeq and is a predicted model, not a curated record. Gene Ontology annotation, biological process: carbohydrate metabolic process. Lineage: Eukaryota; Metazoa; Chordata; Mammalia; Artiodactyla; Balaenopteridae. Gene Ontology annotation, molecular function: intramolecular phosphotransferase activity; glucose-1,6-bisphosphate synthase activity. The coding region runs from base 292 to 2160 and encodes 622 amino acids.